CAUUGACAGUUUUAUAGCAGUACGCGACUGUUAAACGUGUAGAGUUGAAUUGUGAAGAAGCGUUCAAAAGCGCACGAAAAAACCUGAAAUUUUGUGUGCGAAGCAAAAGUGCUACAAAUUUUGUAUUGUAAAAGUGACAGUGUUUUGGGAAAAAAUGUUUGAGAAAUUCUUUUUUUGCGCGCAAGCUUAAAACUCUCGUAGCAACAGUAUUAAUGGUAUUCAUGGCUGAAGACGCUUAAUUGCGGCUCAAGCGUAUGUCAAAAAUCGCUCAAAUUAAUAGCAAAGUGUGUGAAAAUACUCGCUUUUGUUGUAAAUAAAUACUUUCUAGUUAAGCGCAAAACCGGGCGUAAUUUAUGAAAAUUGUGCUACACAUUUCAUUUUGGUGCCGUAAAUUCGUUAUCAAUCGCUGAUAAUACAUUAUAUUCUGCACAACAAGCAACAGUGACAAUUACUGAAAUCAAAAAAAAGUAGAAACAAAAUACGCUAAAAUGCCGACUGAAAGAGAACGUCUCGAGGAGCACAGUAAAUUUGUGCCGCACGCGCACAAAUAUGAGAUUGUAUCGUCCAGCGAUAAGGCCCAUCAGCAAACGCACAAUUAUCAGCAACAGCAUCAGCAGGCCCUACUACAACUACAACAACAUAAUCAUAUCAAUUUACAUCAUCAUAAUGUACAUAAUCAUCAUCUGCCACAUUAUCCGAUGCCACGUCGACGCUCACGCCUCUCAUCGAUCGCUUCAUAUCUGUCGGCGGUGCCGGAUGAGAAGGCCGCCAUUCGUGGUGUUUUCCAUCAGAUUCUCUCCACCUGCGCUGUUCUAGUGCUUUCGGCCGCCUGUGGCAUGCCUAUCGGCUAUUCAGCCGUCCUGUUGCCACAAUUGUCGGAUGUUAACUCGACCACAGCCGAGAUUGAAAUUAACGUUGAAAUGGGUUCGUGGAUUGCCAGCGUCCAUAGUUUGGCAACACCUGUUGGCUCAUUGAUAUCGGGUUCUUUGGCUGACUUUGUUGGUCGUCGCUCCACAUUGUUGAUUUCGAUUAUUCCGCUUUGCAUGGGUUGGUGUACACUGGCGCUGACUCAGUCCUUUACCGUUAUCAUUAUUGGUCGUCUAUUUUGCGGUUUUGCUACCGGUUUGCUGGGUGGACCGGCACAGGUCUACAUUGCCGAAACCGCUGAACCCAAUCUACGCAGUAUUCUAAUUGGUGCACCAUAUGUCUCCUACUCACUGGGUAUACUCAUUGUCUAUUCGCUGGGCUCCGCACUGCAUUGGCGUACUGUAGCUUGGUGCGCAUGCAUACUACCAAUUUGUGCAGCCAUCGCGCUCUUCUUCAUACCCGAAACACCCGCUUGGUUGGUGCGCAACAAUAAGCACGGUAAGGCACAACGCGCACUAACUUUCUUGCGCGGCAGUGAGAUAAUCGCACGCAAAGAGAUGAACGAUAUGUCCGAACGUUUGACAAAGGAACGCGCCACCACACGCACCAACGAGAACAUCUUCCAGCUGUGCACCGAACGUUGCGCCAUGAAGCCGCUCUUCAUUGUCAUCACAUUUUCCAUGUUGCAAAUGUUAUCGGGUUCGUUCAUUGUCAUCUUCUACGCCAUUGAUAUUAUUGCCGAUUUCGGUGCCGAUGUCGAUACAAAAUCGGCUGCCAUUUGGACGGCGGUGGUGCGCAUGUUCUGCUCACUCACUUUCUGUGUGAUUUUAAUGUUCGUGCGGCGUCGGCGUAUUUUGACCAUUUCCAGUAUCGGUUCGGGUCUCAGUUGUCUGAUAUUGAGCGUGUAUAUGUAUGCACGGCUAGGUCUGCCGAAGAGCAAUACAGAUGUACUCGUCGCUGCGGGUUGUCUUUUCUCAUAUAUUGCCUUCAACACCGCGAUUAUGGUGUUGCCGGGAAUUAUGAUCGGUGAACUGUUCCCAGCGCGUAUACGUGGUCGUACGGCAGGUGGUGUGUUUGCGGCGAUGAACAUCAGUCUCUUCGCAUUGACAAAAGUCUUUCCGAUGGUGCAGUCGAUUAUAAAAAUGCGUGGCGUCUUUAUGGUAUUUGCUGUAUCCAGUUUUAUGGUCACCGUUUUCAUGGGUCUCUUCCAACCCGAGACGAAGGGACGUACUUUGGAUCAAAUUGAGGAUUAUUUCAAUGAGAAUAACUGGUUGUGGUUCAAGCGUGACAAGCGGUACAAGCAGGUGGCAUUGAAUGAGAAGGCCGCGAAAGCUGCACUCAGAGCGCAAGUCAAGGCUUAAGUGGUAGAAUUUGCGGUGCAUUCAAUAUAAAAGCCAAAUUAUAUAGCUUUAAAGAUAAUUGUAUUUAGUAGUUAUAAUAUGUAAGGAGUAGAUUGAAUGUAGUAUAUUUUUAAAAAAGCUCAUAAAGACCUUAACGAAUUUUAGCAUUCUUGUGAUUGAAUAAAGAGUUCUUUCCAUAGUAAAUAACUGUUAAAAUGUAGUAAGUUGUGAGACCGAUUUGCAUUUAAAAUUUUUCUUUUGUAAAUUUUUAAAGCAUAAUUUUCAAACUAAACGGAAAUUAGCUAAAAUUAAGUUAGUUAUUAAGUCGCUCAAUUACCUCGUAAAACUUGCUUUAUAUUUAGCUUUAACUCAGUAAUAUUUCUUAAGAUUCUCUACGUACUUCCUUAGCUGUAAACAUUUUUUGAGAAAAAUUUGUAGAAAACUAAAUUUUUAUUAAAG
Molecule: messenger RNA, 2666 nt
Organism: Zeugodacus cucurbitae (melon fly)
Lineage: Eukaryota; Metazoa; Arthropoda; Insecta; Diptera; Tephritidae
Gene: pippin
Product: facilitated trehalose transporter Tret1-2 homolog
Exons: 5
Coding region: 489-2228 (579 amino acids)
Biological process (GO): carbohydrate transport; transmembrane transport
Cellular component (GO): membrane
Molecular function (GO): sugar transmembrane transporter activity
Source: RefSeq, a predicted model, not a curated record